Messenger RNA from Lagopus muta (rock ptarmigan), 8654 nucleotides. It is a transcript of the gene HPSE2, whose product is annotated as heparanase 2 (inactive). The coding region runs from base 6497 to 8131 and encodes 544 amino acids. Gene Ontology annotation, molecular function: hydrolase activity, acting on glycosyl bonds. The transcript has 13 exons. The record is from RefSeq and is a predicted model, not a curated record. Gene Ontology annotation, cellular component: extracellular matrix; membrane. Lineage: Eukaryota; Metazoa; Chordata; Aves; Galliformes; Phasianidae.
CGCCGCGCCACGUGCGGUCAGAGCCGGCCUGCGGGAGGGGCGGGGGCAGCGCUGCCGGGAAAACACGCGUGGGGAGCGGUGGGGUGCGGGGUUCGGCAGUGGGGUGCCACGGGAACGUCCGUCCUCGCUUCCAUCUGUUUAGCAUUCCCUGGCUAAGGAACGAACGGAGCGCCCUGUAAUGAAGGUUUAUUCUCAUUUCUGUAUUGCUGUGGCUAGAGCUGGUGGAGAGCGCAAGGAGAUCUGACAGCUUCAGCAGUGGGUGCCGAAGGAGUUCCCCAAGUGGGAAGCGUUAGCUCUUGCUAGCAGGUAAUCUCGUCUUGAAACUGUUGGGUCUUCCCUGGUCCAAUAUCCGGACAGUCUUGAAACAGAAAAAAAGUCACCACUGACGUCUGUGAUGGGCUCACUAAGAGCAAAACAGGAUGCCUGCAGGAAAGCAUGAUAGAGUUCCCCCAAAUUCUCUGUGGUUGCAGGGAGGGCACGCAGAUGCACAGCAGGCUGAGACAUUCCUGCAUCCUUUUCCAUCCUUCUCCAUUCCCCGUGUUCCCAGCAGGGCAGAGCCGUGUGACGCCAAAGGGUAAGUGCCAGGAGCCCCACGAGCACUGAGCUUUUGGCUCUGGUAGGAGACACUCUUCUCCAUCUCCAGAAGAGGCAGUUUUUUUAUUUUUCUUUUCUUAUUAUUUUAUUUUAUUAUUUUAUUUAAUUUUAAUUUAAUUUUAUUUUAUUUUUUCCCCGAAGUUGAUGGGUUCCCUGGGAUUCCGGUGGCUGUGUGUUCGCUCCUUCCGUUAAGCAGGUACCCGCAGCACGUUCCUUCCCGCAGUUUCCUGAUGCCCCGCGCUCCCCGGCCGCUGAUCCGGCUUGUGCUGAGGCCGCGGCGUGCGGGAGGAACCACCAGGUGGCGACGUCUCUCCGUGCUGCUGCUGCUGCGGUCUUUGGUGGCUUUUCCGCCCUUCGCUCAGAAGCAGGAGCAGAUGCAGCUUGCUAGCUUGCUGCCUACCGGCACCGCUCAAUGCACGCUGGCAGAGCCGCCCCAUGCAUUGGAGAGGCAGCUUCCCCCUUUGCAGGAGGCACAGCACUGCUGACCUCAUCAGGAUCCCACCUCGUGCGUUGACGUGGAAUGAAGUCACCGUGGAGCUGGGACCCGGCAGUGAGCUGCAGGGCUGUGUGUGACAAAGAGAGCAACCUGAAGACAGGGGACUGCGAAACCUCCAUGACGUGCUUUGGAAAAAUACGUGGUCAGAGGGUGAAUACGCAGAGGAGAAGGAAUGCUCAGUUUGGGAUGAGCUGCCCUGGUUCUGCAGCCCCAACCGCCAUCUGUUGCGCUGAGCUCCAUCUAGCUCAGGCCGUAACUGUGCUCUCACCAGAUGUUAGCUUACAUGAGCUGCAUGUAAAAGUGAACUGGUGCGAGAGCUGUGGCCCGAAGUGCUUUCAGUAGGGUCUGACCUGCCGCAGUGACGACGUGCUAGCCGGCCUCUCGCUGCGGGGAUGCGCUCCAGAAGUCGCAGGUGUGUGGCUGGAGCUUGGUCAGUGAGUCAGGAUAGGAAAUAUCUUCCAAAGCUCCAAAUAAGACAAAACAAACUGAGCUUUAGCACAUGCUCAACCGAUUGAGCCUUUGGCAAAGUAUGACAUGAAUUUUCAGGGCUCUCACUGAGGCUGCAUCUUGCCUGCUGCGUCCUUCGGCGCCGAUCCUCCAGAACAGGAAAGUCGGAAUAAAGCUACGAGUGCAAAGCUGGCUGCUCAUGGAAUAUCUGCAGCGUGAUUGGCACUAAUGCUCUGCAGCCAGUGGGAGAAGAUACGUUACCCAAGUAAGUGAAAUGAGCACCGAGAUGGGGGAUAUAUGAUAACUUCUGAAGCAGAAGGAAUAAGACCUCAGGCAACAGAGCUCCAAACAGCGCACUGUCUUUUUUCCAUUUCUGAGCCCGUGGUGUUCAAUUAACCCCUUUUCUCUGUGCUGCGUUCUCUAUCCUGCAGGCUUGCAGAGCUUUACCCACCCUUCUGGCUGAUGACAUGUUAAACACUUGGUUUGCGAUCAUCAAUUUUCUCCUGAAAUGAUACCCAAAGCUCUGCUGUUUUGAUUUAAAGUGAUUUCGAGUCUUGUAGUUAACAGUUAAGGAUGGUCCUGUCCAAGAGAAUCUAACUUGAGGAAGCCAUGAAAUUUAAUUCAUUUCUGCAACUUAAAUAUAUAAUCAGUGACAUAUGGGAAUACUAAAUACGGGGGGAAAUGUCAUUGCUUAAGUAAAAUUUCUGCAUUCAGUCAAAACCCAGCAGUUGUAACAUCAAACUGUAGUUUCCAUUGUACAGGAAAUAAAGCAUCAUUUUUUCAAAGAAAAUAGACAUGCAAUUGCAUGCCUGUUAUGUUGCUUAUACAGCUUUAUGCUUAAUUUUCUCCACGUUGCUGUUAGUGAAGGGCCAACAGAAGGGAAACUGAAGGGAGAAGGAACAACGCGAUACACCGAGCCUGCUGGAACGUGCCCAGGAGAUGGCUGUGCUGGGAACACAGGCUCUUUCCCUGCUGUUGUCCCUGUGCCUGGACCAGGGGCACCGUGCUCCAUGGGACCUUCCCCAGAGGGAGCUCUGCAGCUCAUGGUUACACGAAAGAUUCUGAUUUUUUUCCUCCUCCCUCACCCCAGCAGUGUCUCCAAGAGCCUUUUGGCUGCUGCUUCUUCCGCUGAGCUCCAGCUCCUCAUUGGUCUCCGCACACAGCCCCUUCCUCUCUCUCUGUAAUUGCCUUGUUUGCUCCUCCAGCCUUGCACUUCAUCCAUCUUCCUAUUUCCCCUCUCUGAUCUACUCCUCAUGGCCGCUUCCUUCAGUUUUGCUGCUGGAAUGUGAAGCAUCUCUCCAGAAAAAUAGAAGGUCUCUGUGAACUUUUACCACCCCCCUGUAUUCCCUCUCCUUCACCUCUAUCGUCUCCUCGCAGAUGGUGGGACAAGCACUCACAUUCGUUCUCAGGCUUGUAACAUUGGCGCGUUCCCUUCCCUUGCUUUUUUCACAUGAUGAUGUGAAAUGAGGAUAAUUCUGCCCAUUUCUCUGCUCCUCAGGGCUGGGCUCAGUUUGAGGAAAGUGCUUUUGAGGCUGUUGUGAUGCUUGGAGCGCUGCUGUUGCUUUUGUCCCCUGACUACGGCUAAUUGCGGCCACAUUUGCUUCUACUCAAGAUAGGAAAGACAAAAGCUGCAUCAGACGCAGCCAUCGAUUAGCACAGCUCUCGGGUCUGAAGGGCAUCAUCUGCCUGAAGGCAGCAUUAUACAUCGAGAUAUUCCCUGCCAUUAUCUGCUUAUUUUCUUUUCCUUUUUGCUGAAGAGGCACCGGGCAAAGGGGUUUCUGUCUGCUGGGAGGGCACCUGCCUCCCCAGCACAGCCUUGUGGGAAUUGCCCAGCUCAGCUUUUCGGAGCCCUGGAGCACCUGCUUGAAGGUGGGCACCUGGGAGCAGCUUGUUCUCUCCAGGGGCAGCCCGGCAGAGUGUGGGCCCCCGGGUUGGUCAGACCACGCACUGAAUCAGAUGGAUGGAGGGAAGGAAGAAGAAGAGUUUAUUCUGCUGGAGCAGUGGUACCAAGCUGCUCAUGGCAUAAAGUUACACAAAGAAAAAGAAUACAUAAUUCAUCAUCAACUGCCUAAAAUCUAGCUUUCUUUCUUCUGUGUCUUGUUGUGUGUCUGCCUGCAAACCCACAGCCUUCAUGGGACUGCUGCCUCCUUUUUGUUCCCGUCCUUCUUUUUUAUAGCUCUCUUAGGCAGCUAAGGAGGGCGGGUUAACCCUUGAAGGAAAGCCCAACACCGCCGUGCUAUGGCCACAUUUGGAGGUACCACUCCGUGCUCCUUCCAGGCUGGUGAUAAUGCAGACGCAGCAUUGCCAGAUGUGCUGUCCGGCCAGGCGGUCGUGGUGAUGGAUGCCCUGCUCCUUGCAUGCAGGAAGGGGGAAGCUCUCCGUGGGUUUGCCUUCCGCAUGCUGGUGCGGGGCUCCCCUCCAGCCAGGCUUCCUAGGGCAGACAGAUGGUUUUGCUUGUUGCAGAGCUUCACAGGACACCUCCAUUAAAGAGCAAUGCGUGGAUACCUCACUAAAUCAAGCUGCUGUCUGUUCACUCAGGUGAUACAUCGGCAUGGUAGGAAAUGGUUUCAGCAGCAGGGUUCACGCUGUGCAACACCAACCUUUAGGCACUCGUAACCUCAGGAGGUUGCAUUCCAGACAUUAGGUCUCUUGCGGUGAAAUAGAUGGACGCUGCAGUGCAGAAGGAGCAAAAAAAACCCCACCUCAAUAAAAAGAACUGUGCUGUUAUGGGGUCUGAUGGCCGCUUUUAGUGUCCUUGCUCCUCUCAGAAAUCAUCUGAGGAGAAUAGAAAUCAUUUGGGGAGAACUCCUAUGUCAGGCCGUGGUGCAGGGCAAGCGUUUAGGAGUCUGAAAAGAAAAGCUUUUGAGCAAAUUGUCUACGGAUAGCAUUCUUUAUUUUCACUAGCUGAGUUUUCUCCUUGAUGGCUUCUUUGAGAGCAUCCAUAACUCAGGUUUACUUGACAGCAAUACAGAAACAGACAUGGUUGAUAUCUUGGGAAUCAAAGACAUGACGAUUUUUGUUUUUUAAAAAGGCUGUCUAGCUUGUUUUAUCCUUCCUAGCCUAAUGGAGGUUUGUUUGGUACAGCACAUCCUCUGACCAUAAUAACUUUCAUCCUUUAUGAGCAGACGUUUAUUUUCUAGGGAACGCAAAACGUCUCUCCUGAGGAGGUUUUUCCUAUUUUCCUUUGGGCUGACAUGUACAGCUGGAGACCUCCGUUUAAUUCGUCUUCUAGGCUUAAUUUAUCUCCUGAUUCUUCAUUCCUUCCCUCUGUCAGCCCUGCCGCAUAGAGGUGGAACCCUUCCACAGCCGCUCGGAUCAUUUACAACAGCCACUUCCACAGGCAGUAGCGAGGCAAAAAUCGAAGUGAGCACCUCUGAUAACAACGUUAGCUGCAGAUUUCAGCGUUUGUGAGCUGCAACUGACUGGGGGGGUGCCAGACAUUUGUAGACACACACAACAAGACAGGCCCCUGCUCUGAUCGGCUUGUAAAUGAAAGGAAAGUACAUUGGCAGGAGCAGAAGGGAUGAUACGACAUGCUUUAAAUAGUUUAUUGGGAGCUGGAGGAUUGCUGUUUAUUUGGUGACGUUGGGAAAAUAUUUAAUGUGCUUCACUUAAACUUAAACUCUUUAUAGCAGUGCUUCUCCUCCCCCGGUUUUCUUUCCCAAUGACUGUUUUGAAGAUUAAAACCAGCACGUUGAGAGUAGACAGAAAAUAGAGAAACGUACUUCCAGAUCGACCAGAACCGCGAGUAAAUCUUCAUAGAUACUUCUUUUCUUUUUUCUUUUCUUUUUUUUUUUUUUUCCCUUUUUUUGAGCGAGCCAGGCUUUCGAAAGCAAUUAUGGUAACAGAAGAAAGGAGCGGCGCUUCGCACGGCGGAGCCAGAGCCGCUGCUGUAAGCUGAGCUCCGAGCGCCGCUGCGCUCCGGCAGUGACACCGGCGUUGGGGCCGCCCCGUCGGACGGCUCCGCCCGUGCCCCGACGGCAGCGGCGACCCCGACGGGAGCGCUGCCCGAGCCCUGCGGCCGCGUGUGGGCUGAUCCCAGCGCCGGAGUCCGCCUUCAGAGCGGGGACGGGUUGCGAGGGGUGUUUCGUGCUAAACACGUUUCUCCUCCGAAGUAUCGUGUUUGUAACGGAGAAGGUUAAGCGGGGUGAUUUGUUUUCUUUCUUGUGCUUCACUACGUAACACGUCGGAGUUUCGUUUUGAAAUAGAAGCAGGGGGAGAGAGAUUAACUUUCGGCCUGCAGUCACAGUGCUUAUCGGCCAACAGAUGACGGUGAAGCUCUGCUAUCUUUUGAUCAUACAGAAAACAAAUAAGCAACAAUAAAAAAAGACCAACAAAAAAUAAAUCUCACAAAACAAAAUGAUAAUAAUAAGCCCAAACAAACAAAGGAGACAAUAUGGGAACUCGUGUCCCUCGUUCGGAGGUGACCCACAAACCAAACUACUGCAGCUCCGGGGCCAGCGAAUUGCUAUUGCAAACUGCGGCUGAAGCGUUCUCAGCCGAACACAACUUUCCAACCUUAAAUUGCCUUCUUCCUGUCCCGGGAUGCCAGGACUUUGCACAACUGAAAUUGCACGGCCCUUUCCCCCGGAUCCUCUUACUUCCACAGCGCUCCAUCCCCGCUGUCUGCCGCCGGGCACCGCGCGCUGCUUUUUGUCGCCGGGUGCUGCGACGUGAUCCCCGCUCCCCGGCCGUGUCCCCCCCAAAUCCUACUUCGUGCACCUCCCGCUGAGCCCUCGCAGAGGCAGGGGUUGCCUCAUCCUUUCGCCGUACAUCGCUCCCCACCGCCCGCUCGGCUCGGGUCGGCCCUUCCGUGCUGUACACCGGGCCCAGGCAUCCCUCGGUGUUGUUUCCUCGCCUCUUUUCUCCUCGCAGUCCCGGCCGCCCCCGGCCUCGGAAUGCGCUGCCCGCAGGUGGGUGCCGUUCCCUCGCCGCUGGGCCCGGGCCCGUGACCAGCAGAUGGAGCUGCGGGCCCCGGCCCCUACGCUGCGGGCGCCGACGGCAGCGGGCCCGGCGGGCGCGGCACGAAUCAGCCCGGACGCGGCCCCGUUCUGUCGCCGGGCGAAUGGUGCCGGGGCGGAGCGCGGCGGCGGCGGAGGGCCCAGCUCCCGGCGGCUGGUGACCCUGGCGAGGGGCCUGGCCCCCGCCUUCCUGCGCUUCGCGGGCAAGAGGACGGACUUUCUGCAGUUCCACAACGUGAAGAACCCGGCCAAGAGCCGCGGCGGGCCCGGCCCCGAUUACUACCUCAAGAACUACGAGGACGACAUUGUUCGCAGUGACAUUGCCCUGGAUAAGCAGAAAGGCUGUAAGAUCGCCCAGCAUCCUGACAUAAUGUUGGAGCUACAGAGGGAAAAGGCAGCUCAGAUGCACUUGGUUUUGUUAAAGGAGCAGUUUUCAAACACAUACAGCAACCUCACACUAACAGCCAGGUCUCUAGACAAACUCUAUAACUUUGCUGACUGCUCUGGCCUUCACCUGAUCUUUGCACUGAAUGCUCUGCGCCGAAAUCCCAAUAACUCUUGGAACAGCUCCAAUGCACUCAGCCUGCUGAAGUACAGUGCCAGCAAGAAAUACAACAUCUCCUGGGAGCUGGGCAAUGAGCCCAAUAACUACCGGACCUUGAUUGGCCGCUCAGUGAACGGCAGCCAGCUGGGGAAGGACUACAUUCAGCUGAGGAGCCUGCUGCAGCUCAUCCGUACCUAUUCCAGAGCAAACCUCUAUGGACCGAACAUUGGGAGACCCAGGAAGAAUGUCAUGGCUCUCUUGGAAGGGUUCAUGAAAGUGGCUGGCAGCACAGUGGAUGCUGUUACCUGGCAACAUUACUACAUCGAUGGCCGAGUGGCCAAAGUGACCGACUUCCUGAAAACACGCCUGCUAGACACACUGUCCGACCAGAUCAGGAAAAUCCAGAAAGUUGUGAACACGUACACACCGGGCAAGAAGAUUUGGCUGGAAGGCGUCGGUGCUACCUCUGCUGGAGGCAUGAACAACCUCUCCGAUUCCUAUGCGGCCGGGUUCCUGUGGCUGAAUACAUUGGGCUUGCUGGCCAGCCAAGGCAUUGAUGUAGUGGUGCGGCACUCCUUCCUUGACCAUGGCCACAACCACCUGGUGGACCAGAACUUCAACCCCCUGCCGGACUAUUGGCUGUCCCUACUGUACAAGCGGCUCAUCGGACCCAAGGUGCUGGCCAUCCACGUGGCCGGUCUGCAAAGGAAGCCCCGGCCGGGCAGGGUGAUCCGUGACAAGCUCCGCAUUUACGCCCACUGCACCAGCUCCCACAACCACAAUUACGUGCGAGGUUCCAUCACCUUGUACAUCAUCAACCUGCAUCGCUCCCGGAAGAAAAUCAAGCUGGCGGGGACGCUGCGGGAUAAGAUCGUCCACCAGUACCUGCUGCAGCCCUACGGCAAAGAUGGGCUGCACUCCAAGUCGGUGCAGCUCAACGGACAGCCUCUGGCCAUGGUGGACGACGGGACCCUCCCCGAGCUAAAGCCCCGGCCGCUGCGGGCCGGCCGCACGCUGGUCAUCCCCCCGCUGACCAUGAGCUUCUACGUGGUGAAGAACGUGAACGCGUUGGCCUGCCGCUACCGAUAGCCCGCGGCCCGCAACGGACCCACCGCUCGCUCCCCGGGACGCGCCGCUCCUCGGCAGCACGGCGCGGGCACCGCAUCGCACCUCCUCCCCAAAGCCCGGACGCCCUCCAGCUCGGCACCCUCUGCCCCCACCCGUGCCCGCUCCGCCCCGCGCACUGACGGCGGGGCUGCGGGGCUCCACCGGGAGGGUCGGGGCCGGGCCCGCCCCGCGUGCGGGGAGCUCGCAGCGAGCAUGGAAGCAGCUCCCUCUGCUGCCGCUGCGAGCGCUGCCCGGACGCCGUGGGACGGGGGGAGCCGCGCGGGCGGGGCCUCGGCUGUAAAUGUUGGUAAUUAAGUUAAUGAGGCCCGCGGUGACGGGGAGCUCCUCGCCGUGCUAGGCGGAGGCGGCUCAGGCUGCGGGAGCGGAGGGUGCGGGCUGGAGCAGCCGGGACGCACCGCGACGGAACGCGAGGCAUAAUAAAGCUGCGCUGCCCACCGCACCCGCCUCUUCUGUUCGCCGCGGGGCGGCACCGGAGCGGGGCGAG